CGUUUCCAAAGAAGAAGAUGAGGGUGGCGGUGAUUCACCAACAAACGAAGAAGAAGUGAGCGGUUUGUUUGGAAAUGGCGGCUGCUUCGAAAGACAAGCUUGUACGACUUGUGUAUGAUGCACUGCAGGCUGCGUCUUGUCCCUUGGUGGAAGGUCUGUACCUACAGGACACUGACAGCAUGUUGCAGCUGCUCUGUACUCCCUCUCAGCACCGCACUGACAUCCUGGCAUGGAUCUGCAGCAGUAUCAACCCACAUUUUGCCACUUCCAAGUCGAUGUCACAGAGAUCUAAAGACUCAGAUGCUGUAACUAAAGAAAUGGCUCUGCUUGGGCAGGAGCUGAUGCUGUGCAAAGCAGGUGACCUGGAUCUGAUCAGGGGUGAUGCGAGUCCUUACCGGCAGCUUCAAUUCCUGGAGGAGCUUUUAACUCUAGUGCCAGGCUGCAGGAAGUCUGCUGGGCACAAAAUGGAUGCAGAGAUGUUACUGAGCGAGGUGUUUUCUGCUGAGAAUCUGCCUCACCUCUCACAAAUGCUUGAACCCACAUUCAACCCCUGGCCUGCACACAUCAAAGCUUUACACAAAGGCACCAAGUCCUCCCACAAGACCAGCAGAGAGGAGGCUGCUGAUGUGGCUGCCCUUCUUAAAGAGACUCAGUCCGCACUGGAGCAGCUACAGUCAGAGUGUGACUUCCUGAAGGAGGCCCAGAGUCCUGACGUCUUCUCUCCCAGCUCAUUGCGUGUGGCAGCGUGUGACCUCCAGCAGUUGAUGGCUACUUUCAGCCAUGUUUAUGAAACAGACUUGAGAGCUUACUGCAGCAGAGACCCACCCAGCCUCAGCACAGAGACCGCUGUCUUCCAGAGAGUACACCAACUGCUGCUGGACUGCAACACGGAGCUGGAUAUGUUAAAUGAGGUAUCAGAAGCUUCUGCGUCCAUGGGUGAAGAAGUUAAUAUGCUACAAACACAACCUCGCUACUGGAGGAGAGGAGAGAAGCACUCGCUACCGGACCAACUGGCAGAACUUACCAGGCGAAGUAAAGACUUUCUCUCACUGAUGGCCACAACUUCAGACCAUCACCAUGAAUAAGUGAGUGCUGAAGUGAGGGAAGCACUUGGAAUAAUGCAGUAACAGUGGGAGGCCGUUCAAAGGCUCAUCCAUACUUGUGUUAAAACUCAGAGUUGUUACCACUAAGGAUUGUGUUGUUUCAUUUCACAAACGUUAACCAGUGAGAGCGACCGGUUGCGUAGACACAUCACCCAUCUUUUUCAACAGUUUGAAGGAGCCGUGUGUCUGUGAAACACACAUCGCAAACAAUUCAUCUUUUUGGCUUUACACAUCUGUAAAUUUCAAUGUAAUAAAUUAAAUAUUAAUAAAAAUGUAAGCUACAAGCAGUCGGUGGGGCAGUGGGCCUUCAGUCUGUAUACUGUGUUCAAUCUUCUCAUAAACUACAGCAGUGGUUGGCAACUGGGUCAAUAUCACAGACGGAUAAUUUCAAUGAUUUAACUAAAUUUCACCACAUCAGACUGACAGCUGCUGAUCUCCAUCCAGACAACAUUCAUAGAAUCCCUUCCUCUUUAUAAAGUUGUCUUUGUAUAUUGCUGUAAUGCUUUUAAUAGAACGGAACUACAGAGCCUCUAAAUUCUGUUGAUUGCAUAGCAGACAACUGAAAUUACUAAAUGGUUAAAAGAAAAAAAAAACAGCUAUUAAGAUAACAGCAUUUAAACCACACAAAGCAGUGAUGAAGCAAAUUCACUUUCAUUUUAGUAAGAAUUUUUUAUUUGUAGGGCACUAUUCACUUACAAGUCACUAAGUGCUUUACAGGCUCAAAUAAUUUAGUUUAAAAAAAGCUUCAAUCAGUAUUUCAACAUGACAAGCAAACAGCCCAUUCCAAAUAGGCAGGUUUGGAUGAGAAUAACUGAGUUUCACAUUCCUCCUUUUCACCCUAAUUUAUAUUUGCACAAAAUCUAAAUGUGAAUAUUUUGACUGAAUAAAUGUACAAAUUUGGGAUUCUG
Molecule: messenger RNA, 2011 nt
Organism: Pleuronectes platessa (European plaice)
Lineage: Eukaryota; Metazoa; Chordata; Actinopteri; Pleuronectiformes; Pleuronectidae
Gene: haus7
Product: HAUS augmin-like complex, subunit 7
Exons: 9
Coding region: 75-1085 (336 amino acids)
Biological process (GO): centrosome cycle; spindle assembly
Cellular component (GO): HAUS complex
Molecular function (GO): microtubule minus-end binding
Source: RefSeq, a predicted model, not a curated record